AUGGAAAAACAAAACAAAUCCAAUUCACAACAACAAUGGAGACCCGACCCAUUUCACUCCAACAACAACAUGAAACAACCCGAAACACCUCGUGACCCAAUGGAAUUCUUGUCUCGUUCAUGGAGUGCUUCCGCCAUGGAAGUCUCCAAAGCUCUCUCACCAGCCCAGCUCCCUCCUUCAAACAACAAACUCUCAAACGGUUCUUCAAAUGCUGCUAUACUCGAGGAUUUCGCCGGCGAAAUUGAUGAGUCUAAUGUUACUUUUUCCGGCAACCCUUUCUCUUUUGCUUCCUCGGAAACAUCUCAAAUGGUUUUAGACCGUAUCAUGUCACACUCACAAGAGGUAUCUCCGAGAACCUCGGGAAGAUUAUCACAUAGCAGUGGACCUUUGAAUGGAUCUCUAACGGAUAGUCCACCAGUUUCACCUUCUGAAAUGGAUGAUUUCAAGUAUAACCGUUCGAGCAACAACCACAACAACAACAACAGCAUAAUUGCUAGUUUGAAUAAUCAAUACAGAGUUUCCGGCACCGGUGGAGGUGGAGGUGGCGGCGGAAAGACGGUGGGGAGGUGGUUGAAGGAGAGGAAGGAGAAGAAAAAGGAAGAAACGAGGGCCCACAAUGCUCAACUUCAUGCGGCGGUUUCGGUUGCUGGUGUUGCGGCUGCUGUUGCCGCCAUCGCUGCCGCAACAGCUGCCUCGUCGGGAGCCAGGAAAGAUGAACAUAUGGCGAAGACAGACAUGGCGGUUGCGUCGGCGGCGACGUUGGUUGCGGCUCAGUGCGUCGAGGCUGCAGAAGCUAUGGGGGCUGAACGCGAUCAUCUUGCCUCGGUGGUUAGCUCCGCCGUGAACGUGAGGUCUGCCGGUGAUAUCAUGACGUUGACGGCAGCUGCGGCAACCGCUUUGCGUGGGGCGGCUACAUUGAAGGCAAGGGCCCUUAAAGAAGUUUGGAAUAUUGCAGCUGUAAUUCCUGUCGAAAAGAAUUUGUUAGGUAAUGGUAAUGGUAAUGGAAAUGGUAAUGGUGGCGGGGGUAGCGGAAGUAAUGGCAGCUCUAAUAGUAGCUUUAGUGGCGAACUUGCACCAGAAGAUAAUUUCUUAGGCAUUUGCAGUCGAGAAUUGCUAGCCCGAGGUUGCGAGCUUCUCAAACGCACACGCACAGGUGAACUCCAUUGGAAAAUUGUGUCAGUUUAUAUAAACAGAACAAACCAGGUUAUGCUCAAGAUGAAGAGUAGACAUGUUGCUGGGACCAUCACAAAAAAGAAAAAGAAUGUUGUAGUCGGAGUUAUCAAAGAUAUGCCAGCUUGGUCGGGCCGUCAUUUACUAGAAGGUGGUGAGAAUCGUCGUUACUUCGGUUUAAAAACGAUAAUGCGCGGCAUUGUUGAGUUUGAGUGCAGAAAUCAAAGAGAAUAUGAUGUGUGGACACAAGGUGUUUCAAGGCUUCUAUCAAUUUCUGCUGAAAGGAACAACAAAAACAGAACAUGUUAA
Messenger RNA from Vicia faba (fava bean), 1479 nucleotides. The record is from the annotation of a GenBank genome assembly. Lineage: Eukaryota; Viridiplantae; Streptophyta; Magnoliopsida; Fabales; Fabaceae.